Messenger RNA from Musca vetustissima, 1262 nucleotides. Its product is annotated as heterogeneous nuclear ribonucleoprotein 87F-like. The record is from RefSeq and is a predicted model, not a curated record. Gene Ontology annotation, molecular function: RNA binding. The transcript has 4 exons. Bases 23 to 1153 code for a protein of 376 amino acids. Lineage: Eukaryota; Metazoa; Arthropoda; Insecta; Diptera; Muscidae.
UUAUUAAAUUCCCAAAUACAAAAUGUCUGACAAACAAGAAAAUGGAAACUACAACGAUGACGAGCCCAUCUCCGAGCCUGAGCAACUUCGCAAAUUGUUCAUUGGCGGUCUCGAUUACCGCACCACAGACGAAGGACUGAAGGCCCAUUUUGAGAAAUGGGGCAACAUUGUCGAUGUUGUUGUCAUGAAAGAUCCCAAGACCAAGCGUUCCCGUGGUUUUGGUUUCAUCACCUAUUCGCAUUCCUACAUGAUUGAUAAUGCCCAAAAUGCCCGUCCUCAUAAAAUCGAUGGUCGCACCGUUGAACCGAAACGUGCUGUACCACGUCAGGAUAUUGACAAUCCCAAUGCCGGUGCCACAGUCAAGAAAUUGUUUGUUGGUGGUCUACGUGAAGAUCACGAUGAAGAAUGCUUGCGAGAAUACUUCAAAAGCUAUGGCAAUAUUUUGGGCAUCAAUAUUGUGUCGGAUAAGGAGACUGGCAAGAAACGCGGUUUUGCCUUUGUCGAAUUCGACGACUACGAUCCCGUCGACAAGAUCAUCUUGCAAAAGUCUCACACCAUUAAGAAUAAAAAUCUGGAUGUAAAAAAAGCCAUAGCUAAGCAAGAUAUGGAUCGUCAGGGAGGGGGUGGUGGCGGCAACCAAGGUGGUGGUGGCCGUGGCGGUCCCCAGGGUGGACGUGGCGGACGCAACAAUGAUCGUGGUGGCAAUCAAGGUGGCUGGGGAGGUAACCGUCAAAAUGGUGGCAACUGGGGUGGCAAUAACUUCGGCAACAGUGGUAACUUUGGUGGUGGUCAAGGUGGCGGUCCCGGCGGUUGGAAUAGCCAACCGGCUCCUUGGAAUAACCAAGGUAAUAAUUGGAAUGGCAAUGAUGCUGGAUUUGGUGGACCACAACCCAAUGGUGGUGGUGGCGGCUGGGGUAACAAUGGUGGCGGCGGCGGUGGCAACUUUGGCAAUGACUACCAACAAAGUUAUGGUGGUGGUCCACAACGUAAUAACUUUGGUAAUAACAGACCGGCACCGUAUGGAUUCAACAAGGGCGGUAAUCAAGGUGGCAAUCAAGCCGGUGGUGGAUUUGGUGGAAACAACUACAACAGUGGUGGUGGUCCCGGUGGCGGUAAUAUGGGUGGUGGCGGCGGCGGAAAUAGAAGAUACUAAGUUAAGGUAUAAUAUAGCAAAGACAUAAUAACUAUCAAGCAAAAUGAUAAAGAGGCAGGCAGGCAGGAAAAAACAUGCAAGGAUAAAACAAGAAGAAGAUGAUGUGUGA